AUUCUUAUUCUAGUGCAAAUCAUCCUUAUCCGUCUUACUCAAGUCAAGAGUCUGGCAACCAACUAUACUGUCCAGUCGAAUAUGUCUUCGCAAGUGGGGGUCCUUAUCAUUAUUCACUAGUUGCAAAUAAUAUGGAAAAUCACGGAUUUUACCAUGGAUCUUCGAAUCAUGGUCAUACAAAUGAGGGUUCUUGUCCGGUGAACGCAUUUGAACAUCCAUUCGGCCACCCGGACCAUCGACCAAGACGUCAUCGACUUGGUUUUGGUAAUCGUCUACGUAGAAACUCAAAUAAAAAGGAAAAACCUUUUGAAAUUCUGGUAUUUGAAUUGGAUUAUAAAAAUUUCGAUCAAAGUCCUAAAAUAAGUACUGAAACCGCCAAAUAUUACUUUUCCAAGGAACUUAACAUACACCAGGAGUGUCCUAUAGAGUCAAUAGACCAAUUAAAUAAAAUCUAUAAGAGAAAAUUAUCAAGAAAGAAUGGGAAAACCAAAUUAUUUAUUUCUCUACACGGAGUGGCUGAUGCACAAGAGUUUUUCUAUGGAGUCAAACCGAAUUUUCUAAUUGAAGGUAUUGGAAUGAAACAAAUGCUACGAUUUGACGUUUAUUUCAAUAGGAAACUAGUUUAUAAGAUAAUUGAACUGAAUAUUAAAUCAUUCUUGAAAAGGUUCCGUCGUGGGUUUAAACUCAUCACAUCAAACGAAAAAUACCAAACGGAAGCAAAUUGGGAAAGCUCAUUCAAUAUCUGGGAUAAGUUGAAUAAAGUCCCAAACUUGAACCUGAUCCUCAAUUUUGAUCUAGGCCAUAUAAGAUUCAUCAACGAAAAAUCCUUCUUUGAUCUAUUGGCCAAUCUAAUUGAUAUUAACGAUUUAGAAGAAUUAAGUCAAGAUGAAAUUCUUUAUAUACUGUCUCCUACAUUUGUUUUCCUUGGUGAAAAAUACGGUCAUGAUUCCUUAACUUAUAAAUUUGUUAAAAGAAUCAUUGGGGAUUAUAUCGUUUACUUAUCCCAUAAUUACGAUACUACAGUAAUACUUUAUCCUGCAAUGAAUCCAAAAGACAAAGAGGACGAAAAAAUUCAACCAUUUCCCAAUGACGACAAUGCUAACAGAAGAUCGUUGAUUGAACAUAUCCCCCAAUCAAGCUCUUAUGUCAGUUGCUUUAUCAAUGAAGAAAUUUGUAAGUUUAAAACUUCAAAUUGUAAUAGCAAAGGUAUUUGUGUUGAAACCACCUCUGGGUGUUGGCAAUGUCUUUGCUCUUCGGUUUUCAAUGAAGAAACUUCCAUCACUACAAGCUGGUCUGGCUUUGACUGCAGCACCGAAGAACAAUCCCUGGAUAGGAAUGCAUUUUCGUGGUCGUCACUAGGUUAUAUAAUUAGAAUACUUGGGGGGAUCAAGUUUUUAAUUGAUAUCAGUGGUGAGUCCAUAUUCUACUGAACCUCCUUAUGAUCUCUACGUGUUUAAUGAACGUAAAACGAACAGAUUCGUAAAUAAAGUGUAAGUAUAGUUAAUAAAUGUAUUGUACGAUAA
Messenger RNA from Hyphopichia burtonii NRRL Y-1933, 1523 nucleotides. RefSeq lists its product as uncharacterized. Lineage: Eukaryota; Fungi; Ascomycota; Pichiomycetes; Serinales; Debaryomycetaceae. Bases 132 to 1430 code for a protein of 432 amino acids. The transcript has a single exon. Gene Ontology annotation, cellular component: endoplasmic reticulum. The record is from RefSeq and is a predicted model, not a curated record.